This is a messenger RNA of Myotis davidii, 3528 nucleotides long. It is a transcript of the gene MRTFA, whose product is annotated as megakaryoblastic leukemia (translocation) 1. Gene Ontology annotation, biological process: smooth muscle cell differentiation. Lineage: Eukaryota; Metazoa; Chordata; Mammalia; Chiroptera; Vespertilionidae. The record is from RefSeq and is a predicted model, not a curated record.
CACACAGAGAUGGCUUACAUGAUGGUUGCCAUCACGAAAGCCAAAGUGGAUUUCUCCAGUGUAGUGUGCCUGCCCCCUUCCGUCAUUGCUGUGAAUGGGCUGGACGGAGGAGGGGCUGGCGAAAAUGAUGAUGAACCAGUGCUGGUGUCCCUGUCCGCGGCCCCCAGCCCCCAGAGUGAAGCUGUUGCCAAUGAGCUGCAGGAGCUCUCCUUGCAGCCCGAGCUGACCCUUGGCCUCCACCCUGGCAGAAAUCCCAAUUUGCCUCCACUUAGUGAGCGGAAGAAUGUGCUGCAGUUGAAGCUCCAGCAGCGGCGGACACGGGAAGAGCUGGUGAGCCAAGGGAUCAUGCCUCCUUUGAAAAGUCCAGCUGCGUUUCAUGAACAGAGAAGGAGCUUGGAGCGGGCCAGGACAGAGGACUACCUGAAACGGAAGAUUCGUUCCCGGCCGGAGAGGUCAGAGUUGGUCAGGAUGCACAUUUUGGAAGAGACCUCGGCUGAGCCUUCCCUUCAGGCCAAGCAGCUGAAGCUGAAGAGAGCCAGGCUGGCUGAUGACCUCAACGAGAAGAUUGCGCAGAGGCCUGGCCCCAUGGAGCUGGUGGAGAAGAACAUCCUGCCUGUGGAGUCCAGCUUGAAAGAAGCCCUCAUCGUGGGCCAGGUGAAUUACCCGAAAGUGGCAGACAGCUCUUCUUUCGAUGAAGACAGCAGCGAUGCCUUAUCCCCUGAGCAGCCUGCCAGCCAGGAGUCCCAGGGCUCAGUGCCAUCACCCCUGGAAGCCCGAGUCAGCGAGCCACUGCCCAGUGCCACCUCUAUAUCCCCCACUCAGGUUGUGUCUCAACUCCCAGUGGGCCCAGAGUCCAGAGAAACGCUUUUCCUGGCAGAGCAGCCUCCUCUGCCUCCCAGCCUCACCAACGGAACCACGGUCCCCACCGCCAAGCCCACCCCCACGCUCAUUAAGCAAAGCCAACCCAAGUCUGCCAGCGAGAAGUCGCAGCGCAGCAAGAAAGCCAAGGAGCUGAAGCCAAAGGUGAAGAAGCUCAAGUAUCACCAGUACAUCCCCCCGGACCAAAAGCAGGACAAGGGGGCGCCCCCCAUGGACUCCUCCUACGCCAAGAUCCUGCAGCAGCAGCAGCUGUUCCUCCAGCUGCAGAUCCUCAACCAGCAGCAGCAGCAGCACUAUAACUACCAGACCAUCUUGCCGGCCCCCCCAAAGCCGGCAGGUGAGGCUCUGGGAAGCGGCGGGGCCCCCCCGAUGCGCAGCCUUUCCACUACCAGUACCAGUCCCAGCUCGGGCACCCCUGGGCCCAGUGGGCUGGCACGUCAAAACAGCACCUCUCUGACUGGCAAGCUGGGAGCCCUGCCCGCCAACCUGGACGACAUGAAGGUGGCAGAGCUGAAGCAGGAGCUGAAGUUGCGGUCACUGCCCGUCUCUGGCACCAAGACAGACCUGAUUGAGCGCCUGCGUGCCUACCAAGAACAAGUCAGCCCUGCCCCAGGAGCCCCCAAGGUCCCUGCUGCCACCUCUAUCCUGCCCAAGGCUGGCGAGGUGGUGGUAGCCUUCCCGGCGGCCCGGCUAAGCACGGGGCCUGCUCUGGUGGCAGCAGGCCUGGCCCCAGCCGAGGUGGUAGUGGCUACGGUGACCAGCAAUGGAGUGGUGAAAUUUGGCAGCACGGGCUCCACACCCCCCGUGUCUCCCACUCCCUCAGAGCGUUCACUGCUUAGCACGGGAGAUGAGAACUCCACACCUGGGGACACCUUUGGCGAGAUGGUGACAUCACCACUGACCCAGCUCACCCUGCAGACUUCGCCACUGCAGAUCCUUGUGAAGGAGGAGGGUCCCCGCGCCGGGCCCUGCUGCGUGAGCCCGGGGGUGCGGGCAGAGCUGGAGGGGCGCGACAAGGACCAGAUGCUGCAGGAAAAGGACAAGCAGAUCGAGGAGCUGACCCGCAUGCUCCGGCAGAAGCAGCAGCUGGUGGAGUGGCUCAGGCUGCAGCUGGAGCAGGAGAAGCGGGCCCAGCAGCAAGCAACCCCCACCCCUGCCCCUCAUGGCGUCCCAGUGAAGCAAGAAAACAGCUUCUCCAGCUGCCAGUUGAGCCAGCCAUCCCUGGGCCCUGCUCAUCCCUUCAGUCCCAGCCUGGCGGCCCCCACUCCCCACCACGUAGACACUUGUGCCCUGGUGCCUUCUCCGGUGGUGGUGAAGCAGGAAGCCGUGCUGCCUGAGCCGGAGCCGGCCCCCACGCCCCAGCUGCUUCUGGGCCCACAGGGCCCCAGCCUCAUCAAAGGGGUGACGCCUCCCACCGUCAUCACUGACUCCGCAGGGACCCACCUUGUCCUCACCGUGACCAAUAAGAAUGCAGACAGCCCUGGCCUGGCCAGUGGGAGCCCUCAGCAGCCCUUGUCCCAGCCUGGUUCUCCAGCCCCUGUCCCAGCAGCCCAGAUGGACCUGGAGCACCUGCCACAGCCCCCAUUUGGGACCUCCACGUCUCUGCCAAAGAAGGAGCCGCCUGGCUAUGAGGAAGCCGUGAACCAGCAGCCCAGACAGCAGGAAAAUGGUUCCUCGAGCCAACAGAUGGAUGACCUGUUUGACAUUCUUAUUCAGAGUGGAGAAAUUUCAGCAGAUUUCAAGGAGCCACCAUCUCUGCCAUCCCCACCCUCUGCUGAGCUUCCCCAGGCUGCCCUGCCCUCGACCUCACCUGUCCUUCCUGGGCGCCUGGAGGACUUCCUGGAGAGCAGCACUGGGCUACCCCUGCUGACUGGGGGACAUGAGGGGCCAGAGCCCCUCUCCCUGAUUGACGACCUCCACAGUCAGAUGCUGAGCAGCUCUGCCAUCCUGGACCACCCCCCCUCACCCAUGGACACCUCAGAAUUGCACUUUGCCCCCGAGCCCAGCAGCAUGGGCCUGGACCUAGCUGAUGGCCACCUGGACAGCAUGGACUGGCUGGAGCUGUCAUCAGGUGGCCCCGUGCUCAGCCUGGCCCCACUCAGCAACACGGCCCCCAGCCUCUUCUCCACGGACUUCCUCGAUGGCCAUGACUUGCAGCUGCAUUGGGAUUCCUGCUUGUAGCUCUCAGGUUUGCCAGGGAACUGGAGGGGCUGGAAGCUGGGGAGCCUCAGGAACUCUAGGGAGCUCAGCUCUCUCCUGCGGGAUCCAGCUCUGUGUGGUCAUGAGUCCCGACAAUCACAGGCCCUGCUUUCCCCUCCCUGGCACGGGGUCACCCAGGGGUUUUGGAGACCUGGACAGGCCAGGGACUUUCUAUUUGACCUCCUUUUGUGAGGUUGGAGGUACCUGCCUGGCUACAGUUUGCUCAGGUGGGCGAGGUAUGAACUCCCUCCUUCCCUUCUUUUCCUUACAAGGGAAAGAAAAACUGGGCCUCUACCUCCCCAUUCCCCGUGACCCUAACCCCAGGUUUCCUAGGCUGGGGGAGGCGCUGCCAUGUUAGUGUCUUGCUGUAGAGUAACCAUUUAGUGGUUGGUGGCAAACAUGUUCUGUACAGGUGUACAUACCUCUAUAUUAUAUAUCGCCAUACAUAUA